CAGAUAAUCAGCACCAUGGAGACCCAGGUGUCCAACGGCCCCACCAGUAACAGUGGCCUCCCCAACGGGCCGCCCCUGAGCGCCAACGGAGCGGCCGACGACAGCAAAACCAACCUCAUCGUCAACUACCUGCCCCAGAACAUGACGCAGGAAGAAUUCAAGAGCCUCUUCGGCAGCAUUGGGGAGAUUGAGUCCUGCAAGCUGGUCCGGGACAAGAUCACAGGGCAGAGUUUAGGUUAUGGUUUCGUGAAUUACGUGGACCCGAAUGACGCGGACAAAGCGAUUAACACCCUGAACGGACUGAAACUGCAGAUGAAAACCAUCAAGGUCUCCUACGCCCGGCCCAGCUCGGCCUCCAUCCGCGAUGCCAACCUGUACGUGAGCGGCCUGCCCAAGAGCAUGAGCCAGAAGGAGAUGGAGCAGCUCUUCUCGCAGUACGGCCGCAUCAUCACCUCCCGCAUCCUGGUGGACCAGGUCACCGGCGUCUCCCGAGGGGUGGGCUUCAUCCGCUUCGACAAGAGGAUAGAGGCGGAGGAGGCCAUCAAGGGGCUGAAUGGGCAGAAGCCGCUGGGCGCCAGCGAGCCUAUCACCGUCAAGUUCGCCAACAACCCCAGCCAGAAGACGGGCCAGGCGCUGCUGAGCCACCUGUACCAGACCACGGCGCGGCGCUACACGGGGCCGCUGCACCACCAGACCCAGCGCUUCAGGCUGGACAAUUUGCUAAACAUGGCCUACGGCGUUAAGAGUCCUCUGUCCUUAAUCUCCAGGUUCUCGCCCAUCACCAUUGACAGCAUGACCAGCCUGGCGGGCGUUAACCUGACAGGCGCCUCCAGCGGCGGCUGGUGCAUCUUCGUCUACAACCUGUCGCCGGAGGCGGACGAGAGCGUCCUGUGGCAGCUCUUCGGGCCCUUCGGCGCCGUCACCAACGUCAAGGUGAUCCGUGACUUCGCCACCAACAAGUGCAAGGGCUUCGGCUUCGUCACCAUGACCAACUACGAGGAGGCAGCCAUGGCCAUUGCCAGCCUCAACGGGUACCGGCUGGGCGACCGCAUCCUGCAAGUCUCCUUCAAAACCAGCAAGCAGCACAAGGCCUGAGCCUGGCCCGAACCGAGGGCAGGAGAGAGGAGCCGUGGCAGAGACUGGGCAGCCCCCCCCGACACCCCGACCUGAUGGAAAGAGAGACACGCCCCCCCCGAGCCUCCCGCCCCAUGGCAGGCACCAUCCCCCCCACCCCGUGAUGGGCACCGUCCCCCUCCCAGCCCCAUGGCGAGCCACCUCCAGCUGGCGCGCGAUGCCCCCCGUGGGGGAGCGGAAGGAAGCGAACGCCUCGCAGCCUUGGUGAGGAGCAAGAAGCCGCCGUGGGAGCAGUGAUGAGACAGCGAGGGGGGUGCCGGGGUCCCACCCCCUCCCACAGGCGAGGCAAACGUAAGCCUGACCCUCCCCCGUGCUCCUCCCCCACAACUGUGCCCCACGGCGUCGCGAGGACCCCAGCGGGGGCAUGAGAGGGGACCCCCCGUUAUGCACUGAAUUCCAAUGUCCCCUCCAUUUUGGGGUGCCUGUGGCUCUCCCUCCACAUCCUGGGCCCCCUGACAGCCAUCCUGAGGUUCCCCCACACCAACUGCCCCACACUUGUCCUGAGGGUCCCCUCCCAACAUUGUCCUCCCAUCUCUCCCCCUGGGAUUCCCCCCAAACCAAUUUUGUGGGGAGGGGAUUCCUGGCAGGGCCCCCAGCUGUGAUCAGUGAGUGCCUCUGGGCUGCGGGGGCAGAUGGGUGAGACGUUAUCGGGGGUAGGGGCUGCUAUUCCCAAUUAGUGCUGGGAUGGG
Molecule: messenger RNA, 1823 nt
Organism: Chelonoidis abingdonii (Abingdon island giant tortoise)
Lineage: Eukaryota; Metazoa; Chordata; Testudines; Testudinidae
Gene: ELAVL3
Product: ELAV like RNA binding protein 3
Cellular component (GO): ribonucleoprotein complex
Molecular function (GO): RNA binding
Source: RefSeq, a predicted model, not a curated record